UUUGUUUAACAUUGUUGAGCAGCAGUUCAUACCUUACAUUGCUCACUGAUCAGCUGCCGCUCUGUGCUCCACGCCUCUGACGUCACAUUGGUGUAUGCUUCUUCUGGACUCGGCUGAAGAAGAAGAUGGCGACCUCCUCAGGAGUUAUAGUUCCUCGCAAUUUUCGCUUGUUGGAUGAACUCGAAGAAGGACAGAAAGGUGAAAGCGAUGGCACAGUCAGCUGGGGCCUCGAGGAUGAUGAGGACAUGAGUCUCACACGGUGGACAGCCAUGAUUGUUGGACCAGCAAGAACCAAUUACGAGAACAGGAUAUACAGUCUGAGAGUGGAAUGUGGACCUAAAUACCCAGAAACAGCCCCGACUGUUAGAUUUGUAACAAAAAUUACCAUGAAUGGGAUAAAUAAUUCCAAUGGGAUGGUGGAUUCACGUAUCAUACCGGUAUUAGCAAAAUGGCAGAAUUCUUAUUGCAUUAAAAAUGUUCUUAAAGAGUUAAGGCGUCUAAUGAUGACCAAAGAAAAUAUGAAGCUUCCACAACCACCAGAAGGACAGAACUUCAGUACUUAAUUGUAAUGGAUUGUGUCAACCCUCUGUCUUAAACCUUACUCUCCUAGAAAUAAUGUGUAAAAUCAUCAAGAGGCUCACUUCGCACAUCAACUGUAUCGUCCGCAAGAGCAAGUUUGGACUUUUGUUUUGUUUUUUCAUAUAGCUCAUCCAGAGAAGUGUCCCUGCAAUUAAGCACUGAAUAGAUAGUGGAAAAAAAAGACUUCGAGACAACAAUAAUCUGCCUUCAAUAAAGUUACUUUGACAAUGAACUUUUCUGCUCUACCUGUUCCAGCUUUGAGUGGGCUUGAAGAAGAACGCAUGACGCUGCGCUGAAACUGUCCCAAUAGUUUUGUUUAAAACUGAGCGAUUGCUGAAGUAAUUGGCGAGAUGUGUGUAUCAAUCCGUGAUCUGUAAUUUAAUACUUAGUCAGAGAGAAGCUUUUAAAAUUUUUUUUUCAGUUGUUAGUCAAAUUUAGUGGGUUCAUUCAAGUGUGCAGAUGGGUCAAAACUGAAUUAUGGCUGUAGUCUAAAAAGUAAUAUCGGGCAAGAACUUUUUUUCUUUUUUUUUAAUAAAUAAAUAUAUAUGUAUUUGACAGGAUACCAGUAUGUUUCGGUUCUGCUUCUUUGACAUGUAACAGAUGUUGAAGCCCAUUCUCUUCCCAUUGCAUUUAACUUCUAGUGAAAAUGGCGAGUGUAUGAACUUGUGAUUUUCUGAAAUUAAAAUCACUGCGAAAAAAAA
This is a messenger RNA of Cynoglossus semilaevis (tongue sole), 1280 nucleotides long. It is a transcript of the gene ube2v2, whose product is annotated as ubiquitin-conjugating enzyme E2 variant 2. Lineage: Eukaryota; Metazoa; Chordata; Actinopteri; Pleuronectiformes; Cynoglossidae. The record is from RefSeq and is a predicted model, not a curated record. The transcript is spliced from 4 exons. Bases 126 to 563 code for a protein of 145 amino acids.